CCUCUGUCCGACAUCCUUCCUCCCCUCAUCUUCGGCACCGCAGCCUUCAACUACCUCUACAACACCGACCCCUACCUCCUCAACCCCUCCGACCUCGUCGCCCGCGCCCUCUCCUUUGGCAUCCGCGCCUUCGACACAUCCCCCUACUACGGCCCCUCUGAAUCCAUCCUCGGCGAGGCGUUAUCCACACCCUUCGUCACAGACAACUUCCCCCGUUCCGAAUUCUUCCUCAUCACGAAAUGCGGCCGCGAAGGAGGGAAUAUCUGGGACUACUCCCCCGCCUGGAUUCGAAAGAGCAUUAGCAGGAGCUUGGAGAGACUGAAAACACAAUACCUCGAUCUCGUGUACUGUCAUGAUGUCGAGUUUGUCAGCGACGCCGAAGUCCUCGGCGCGGUGAUAGAGCUGCGACGUAUCCGCGAUGAAGAAGGCACAAUAAAAUACAUCGGCAUCUCCGGCUACCCGCUCUCCGUCCUCUGCCGGCUCGCCCACCUCGUCCUCCGCGAAACCGGCGAACCCCUCGACGCAGUCAUGUCCUACGGAAACUUCACCCUUCAAAACCAACUCCUCGCCUCCCAUGGCGUGAAAGAACUCAAAGCCGCGGGGGUCGACGUCGUGCCCAACGCUUCACCUCUAGGAAUGGGUCUCCUCCGCCGCGAAGGCGUGCCCGUCGGCGCAAUGGGGAACUGGCACCCCGCUUCCGACGGUCUCCGCUCUGCCGUCCGUCGGGCCUCCGAGUUUUGCGACCGACAUGACGAAAAGCUGGAAGUCGUGGCGAUACGGUACGCGCUGGAGAGCUGGCUCACUCUAGGAGCGGAGGUCGGAUCGCGGGGUGAUCCCGCCUCCGGGGUGGCAUGGCAAAGGGAGUCGAAUAGUCAAGUCGGCGGACGGAGACUGGGGGUCAGCGUCAUGGGUGUGAGCAAAGCGAGUGAGCUGGAAAAAACGAUGCAAGUGUGGAGGAGUAUUUUGGACGGAUUGGAGAAUGGCCAGGAAACGGCGAAUCUUGCGGGACGCUGGAAGAGGGAUCAUGAGUGGAGUGUGAAUCGGAGGAAUGCGGUGCGGAUUCUGGCGGAUGGGAUUCAGGAGCAUUUGGAUGAGUUUUUGGAUUUCACGUGGGAGUCUCCGGGG
This is a messenger RNA of Zymoseptoria tritici IPO323, 1125 nucleotides long. RefSeq lists its product as uncharacterized. The annotation marks the transcript as partial. Gene Ontology annotation, cellular component: cytosol. Gene Ontology annotation, molecular function: D-arabinose 1-dehydrogenase [NAD(P)+] activity. NCBI's taxonomy places the organism in Eukaryota, Fungi, Ascomycota, Dothideomycetes, Mycosphaerellales, Mycosphaerellaceae. Gene Ontology annotation, biological process: dehydro-D-arabinono-1,4-lactone biosynthetic process. The record is from RefSeq and is a predicted model, not a curated record. The transcript has a single exon.